Orbicella faveolata is the source of this 2456-nucleotide messenger RNA. RefSeq lists its product as uncharacterized. The record is from RefSeq and is a predicted model, not a curated record. Lineage: Eukaryota; Metazoa; Cnidaria; Anthozoa; Scleractinia; Merulinidae.
AGUAGCAUUGGAAAUGAACGCUCUAUUAAAUUAACGCAAGUUCAAAAAUUCUCGCGCUAAUUAACUCGUGUUAAUUUCAUGGAACGUUAAUUUCGGCGUUAAAUUUUUCACGACAGUAAGUUCUAUUAUUUUGACAAAAAUAAUUAUAAAUCCUGUCCUAACAAUUCUCUCCGCAAACUGACAUUUUUGUGUGCACCCACCAGCGUUAAUUUUCCUGUUUAGGACGAUCUUGCCUGUUAAUUACGCAAUUCGCGAAAUUAAUUAAGUCGGGGCGUGAUGUAUGCAAACCCUAUUUUUAUAUGUUUAAUAUAAGGGACUUGACGUUCAAUCGCGAAAAUACGGUUACCCGAGAACACUGAUCUGAACGGAAACGUCACGCUGACUGAAUUAGGAUAGACAGAAAGUUUUAAACACUUAUGGAUUAACAUGCUUGAAGUAUGAAGAGAAAUUCAUUUUACCUUAAUUCACUGAACGCAAGAUCUAGCAAACAGGGCCACGUUGUUCAAGGAGUGGGUAACCCUAUCCAUCGAAUAAAUUACUCGCCACUGGACAGCGUACGGUUUGUUUUGCCAACGAUAUUCGGAAGAUACAGUUAUCCACUCUUUAAACGACAGUAGCAAUGAAUUGAAUAAGGCGCUUUGAAAAGCUCUGCCACUCAGAAAAGCUCCAUUGCUAUGUCCACUCGAGAUUGAGUUCUUGAAUAUUGUAAAAAUUACGAAAAUUCCACAAUUGAAGGGUCGUUAAUCAAUGAGCUUUUAAACGCGGGUUCAGUACUUUUGAUUGUGGAUAUCACCACCCUUAACAAUGAGUUCUUUGGUAAAUAGGUAUUCAUAUUAAGAAUACAGCUUUAAUUCAACUUGCUAGUGUGAGGAAAGAAGAGUUUUGAUUGUUUGUUAAGUAUCAUGAUUGAAUAAGAUACAAGCGAUCGCCGGAGGGUAUCGAUUUUGUUUGUGAAAAUGAAUCUAAGCAAACAGGUCACAUAUUUAUCGACUUAGUUGUUUUACUAUAACAUCGUACUUUUUCUUUGUCUCUAGUCUCAUCCCGGUCGUUUCAUUAAACGUUUCGCCCCUGUGCCUGUCUCAACCAAGCUAUGGGAGUUUUUUUAAACAUACUGAUGAAUAAAAACAGGUGAUCAAGUCACAUUUGUUUCAGAGAUGUUUGGUGUUCUACAGACCAUGUAGAAAAAGGUCGGUGCUUGCAAUGAAUGGUCUACUGGCAUAUGACAGGUAUACGAAAGUGGCCCUUCAUGGUUGAAUAGAUAAGUACUUUUAAAACGUGUUACUCGGGAAAAUCUUAGCAAAAUUAAUCGCUCCUGAAUUCUGGGAGCAUUUAGCACUGCUCAAGAAGCAGAAAUGGAUGGAAACAAAGUUGGAAUGGCACGUUUUUUCAUGUUAUUUCUUUUUGCAAAAUUGGUUUCGGGGAAUUUUAGUGACGAACAGUCCACGGACAUACAAGACUCAGCUGUUUGGAAACGAGAAAAAGUCAAAACUGAACAAAAAGAGGAAGAUUUGCGAUCAGAAGAUACAACUUACAAUUCCUUUGUGGACUCACUUCUCCAUGAAACAAAACGCAAAAGCAAGAAAGUUGCUCCAAGAAUUUCUUAUUUCCACAAAAGAAAGAGUGUUGCCAGCAAGGUUAUCCCUGAAAUUGCUCGAGUUCUUGCAAAACACAUCGAAGGCAUGGAACCUCAGUUUAAGUCAGCUUCCUUCAAUCAGCUGUGGCAAGAGCUGAGAGAACCGCUGACGAACGUAAUGAAACCGCGAAAAGUGGAAGAAUUGCUGACUGAACUGGAGCAAUGCAAACUGGGUGACGCGCAACAUACAUACGAGUUUCCAACCGACGUCGAAAGUAUCAAAAGAGACUUAGUCAUUUGCAAAAUCGGCGAAAUUCUGGAGGUGAAUGGAGAGGAAUCGUCCAAGAACCAAGGCAAUUAUGCACACAUCUGGAGUCUUCUAAAAAAUCCGCUGACCAGUUGUUUUAAGGUCACAGAGCUGUCGUCGCUGAUAAAAGACCUACGGAAAUGUUUGCCGCGAUUUGAGCUGGCCGGAAUUAAGUACGUAGUACCAAGCAAGAUGUCUGAAGUGGCAAGGGACGUAGUCAUUUGCAAAGUCGAUGACGUACUUAAUAAAUCUUUCAGUGAGAAAGGUUCUGGAAGUGAAAUAAUCCCAUAGGAAAUGCUUUUCUGCAUGCUUUCGCAAGGAUAUUGGUCUUAACUCUUGCACCUCCAAGACCGUCAUAUUUGAAAAUUGAAAAAAAAAGAUAAUCUAAAUUUCAUUUUUUAUGAUACAGUGAAAACAUGAAAAGAAACAAUAGCAUAGGAGAGGACUGCUUGAUGGCUUUUAUAUAAAUAUUCCAAGCUAGGUUUUCAUCCUCAGUUAAAAUCACACACACCAGGAGCCCGUGACCAGGAGCCUCCAUACGUACUGUACCCUUGAGUCAACCCUUUCCCGUAUUAA